Elgaria multicarinata webbii is the source of this 5870-nucleotide messenger RNA. It is a transcript of the gene SEMA5B, whose product is annotated as semaphorin 5B. Lineage: Eukaryota; Metazoa; Chordata; Lepidosauria; Squamata; Anguidae. Bases 244 to 3519 code for a protein of 1091 amino acids. The record is from RefSeq and is a predicted model, not a curated record. The transcript has 23 exons. Gene Ontology annotation, biological process: negative regulation of axon extension involved in axon guidance; axon guidance; neural crest cell migration. Gene Ontology annotation, molecular function: semaphorin receptor binding; chemorepellent activity.
UGCGCUUUCUCCGGGACCUUCUCCUCCCUUUUCUUUGCUUCUCCUCGGCUCCCGCCGAAUUCGCCUUCCGCGCAACGAUGUGCGUGUGAACGCUUGCAAACACCGGCGUCCAGGAGCCAUCACAAAGGGGGUUGCAGCAGGAUUACGACAGAGCAUGGACCUAAAAAUGAGACACUAGGGAUGCAAAGGCAGUAUCCUCCAGGGGCCUACCUUGGGUGCUAAAUCUGUAGCACAUCUUCAAUCAUGGUUGUUUCAGGAUUAAAGGCUGUUCCACUGUCAUUGCCAAGCCUUUUCUUUCUCACUUUUCACCUCUCUGCAUCGCAGAAUGUUCUUGAUUACCCCGAAGAUGAACAACAGUGUUCAAGAAGAGAGCACCCUGUGAUUUCUUUUGAAGAUCUGAAGCCCUGGGUCUCAAAUUUCACCUAUCCAGGUGUACGGGAUUUCUCUCAGCUUGCUCUGGAUGCCAAUAGGAAUCAACUUAUUGUUGGAGCCAGGAACUACCUCUUCAGACUUAGUCUACACAACGUUUCUCUUAUUCAGGCAACAGAAUGGGGCUCAGAUGAAGACACCAGGAGAUCCUGUCAGAGUAAAGGAAAAACUGAGGAGGAAUGCCAGAACUAUGUUCGUGUUCUGAUUGUUUAUGGCAAGAAGGUUUUCACUUGUGGCACCAAUGCCUUUUCACCAGUAUGUUCCAGCAGGCAGGUAGGAAAUCUUAGCAAAAUAAUUGAGAAAAUAAAUGGGGUAGCCCGCUGUCCCUAUGACCCUCGACACAACUCGACAGCCGUAAUCACAUCACAGGGAGAACUGUAUGCUGCGACUGUCAUUGAUUUCUCUGGACGGGAUCCAGCUAUUUACCGCAGCCUUGGAAACGUCCCACCUCUUAGAACAGCACAAUACAACUCCAAAUGGCUUAAUGAACCCAACUUCAUCGCUGCCUAUGACAUUGGUUUGUUUACUUACUUCUUUUUCCGUGAGAAUGCUGUCGAACAUGACUGUGGAAAAACCGUCUAUUCUCGCGUGGCAAGGGUUUGCAAAAACGACAUUGGGGGGAGAUUUUUGUUGGAAGACACCUGGACCACAUUCAUGAAGGCUCGUCUGAACUGCUCCCGCUCUGGAGAAAUUCCUUUUUACUACAAUGAACUGCAGAGCACUUUUUAUCUUCCUGAACAAGAUUUGAUCUAUGGAGUGUUCACUACCAAUGUAAACAGUAUUGCUGCUUCAGCAGUGUGUGCCUUCAAUCUCAGUGCUAUUACACAAGCCUUUAAUGGACCUUUCCGAUACCAAGAAAAUCCAAGAUCUGCGUGGCUGCCAACCAUCAACCCCAUCUCUAAUUUUCAGUGUGGAAUAUUGAAUGAUGAUAGCCCCAAUGAAAACUUGACUGAGAGGAUCCUGCAGGAUGCCCAGCGCUUAUUCCUGAUGAACGAUGUGGUGCAACCAGUCUCUGUGGAUCCAUACGUCACUCAGGACAACAUCCGUUUUUCUAAGCUGGUGGUUGACAUUGUUCAGGGCAAGGACACACUUUAUCAUGUGAUGUACAUUGGAACAGAGCAUGGCACCAUUUUGAAGGCACUUUCUACCACUAAUAAGAGUCUGAGGAGCUGUUAUUUAGAGGAAAUGCAGAUUCUUCCUGCCAGCCAAAAGGAGCCAAUCCAGAGCCUUCAGAUAUUGCACAGUGACAGAUCACUGUUUGUGGGUUUGAAUAAUGGAGUGCUAAAAAUUCCUCUGGAGAGGUGUUCGAUGUACAGAACAGAAGGUGAUUGCUUGGGAGCAAGGGACCCAUAUUGCGGCUGGGAUAAGAAGCAGAAGCGAUGCACAACCAUUGAGGACAGCUCCAAUAUGAGCCUGUGGACGCAGAAUAUUACUGAGUGCCCUGUGAAAAAUCUGAUGGUGAAUGGGCGGUUGGGGAUCUGGUCCCCAUGGCAACCGUGCGAGCACUCAGAUGGAGACAGCACCGGUUCCUGCAUGUGCAGGUCACGGUCAUGUAACAGCCCUCAGCCUCGGUGUGGUGGACGUGACUGUGAAGGAGCCCGGAUAGAGAUUGCAAACUGCUCAAGGAAUGGAGCAUGGACACCAUGGUCGUCCUGGGCCCCCUGCAGCACUUCCUGUGGGAUUGGCUUUCAGGUCCGUCAGAGGUCGUGCAGCAACCCUGCUCCGCGAUACGGAGGCAGGGUCUGUGUCGGACAAAGCAGAGAGGAGCGGUUCUGCAAUGAGAACAGUCCAUGCCCAUUACCAAUCUUCUGGUCUUCGUGGGGCCCUUGGAAUAAAUGUAGUGCAAAUUGUGGUGGAGGGGUGCACUCUAGGCAGAGGUCCUGUGAAAAUGGAAACACCUGCCCAGGCUGUGCUGUGGAGUUUAAAACAUGCAGUCCAGAGGCCUGCCCAGAGGUGCGGAGAAACACGCCUUGGACUCCCUGGAUGCCCACCAAUAUCACCCAGAGUGGUGCCCGCCAGGAGCAGCGCUUCCGCUACACCUGCCGCGCUCAGCUUGCUGACCCCCAUGACCUCCAGUUUGGCAGAAAGAAAACAGAGAGUCGGUUCUGCCCCAACGACGGAUCGGCGAUUUGCGACACUGAUUCUCUAGUUGAUGACCUUCUGAAGAGUGGCAAGACCUCUAUUAGGAUUAUCAGUGGUGGCUGGUCCUUUUGGGGAGGCUGGUCCUCCUGUUCCCGAGACUGUGAGCUGGGCUUCAGGACCAGGAAGCGAACAUGCACCAACCCAGAACCCAAAAAUGGCGGCCUACCUUGUAUAGGAUCUGCAAUGGAAUAUCAGGAUUGUAACCCACAUCCCUGCCCAGUGAAAGGCUCCUGGUCCUGCUGGACUCCUUGGUCUCAGUGCUCAGCGACUUGUGGAGGUGGGCACUACCAGCGCACUCGAACCUGCACCAAUCCAGCGCCAUCUAACGGGGAGGAUAUCUGCAUUGGGCUGCACACAGAGGAAGCACUGUGCAAUACACACUUGUGUGAAGGAGGUUGGUCCGAAUGGUCUGAAUGGGGUUUGUGUAAUGAAGAUGGGAUCCAGUAUCGUAGUCGCUACUGUGAAAUCCACAGUCCAGGAUCUUCCCUGUGUGCUGGAAACAGCACGCAGUAUCAAGACUGCUUGUACAAUGAGAUCCCCGUAAUCCUGCCAGCCUCGAGCAUUGACGAGAGCACGAACUGUGGAGGUUUUAGCCUCAUUCACCUUAUUGCCACAGGAGUCUCCUGUUUCUUUGGUUCUAGCCUCUUAACUUUUGUGAUCUACGUUUACUGCCAGCGCUGCCAGAGGCAAUCUCAGGAAUCAACCGUUAUCCAUCCCACCACUCCUAACCAUCUCCAUUACAAAGGGAACACAACACCCAAAAAUGAGAAAUACACACCUAUGGAAUUCAAGACACUUAACAAGAACAAUCUAAUACCAGAUGACAGGACCAACUUCUAUCCUUUGCAGCAAACAAACGUGUACACAACAACCUAUUAUCCCAGUACACUGAAUAAAUAUGACUACAGGCCAGAGGCCUCCCCUGGAAGGACCUUUACUAACAGCUGAUGAUGGUCAGAACCUCCAAGAACUGAAUUACUUCCUAUAUGAUUUUUAUUUUUAAAUUGAGUUUAUGGACCAAAUAUUGGCCCAGUCUCUAGAUGUACAUAUUCUACAGUGGGCCUUUUAUUUUCUCUUUUGUCAGUGGUCUUACUUUCGAGUAGCACAUCUCCUCAAGUGGACCCACUGCUUAAGGGUAAUGGAUUAUCUUGCCUAGGAUAUUUGAGGGGUCCUCGCUAGAGGUAGCACUUAUUGCUAUGGAUAUUUACAGCUGGAGAUGCGCCUUUGAGUCUGAUGCCAAGUUUGUCAAGGAACCAACCAUAAUGUGCUACAUUUGUAUGGAAUGGUAUGUGACUACCCAGCACUUCUUCAGCAACUCAGUGGACAUGGAAGAGAGAUGGCAGCAGUGCACUGAGACACAUCCUUCAUAGGCUUACGGCUUAAGGGUAGUAUGAAUAUCAUUCACAAGAUAAGCCUUAUGGAACAUUGUGCUCAAGAUUUGGGUUUUAAACUUCAGGGGCUGGGGGAGGAGGUUGUUGAUCAGUGACAUCAACAUUUCCUUUGACAUGGAGAAAUAUAUGCAACUUCAAUGGGAAAUUGUCUUGAGAGAUUUACAAAACAAAUCUGAGGUUCUUCAGACAAAAGAAGCGUUUUGGAACAUUUUCUGCCAGGGUUUUGAAGAACAAGUAGCAAGAUGCCAGGUUUGGAUACGUAAUGCAUGGGCUCUGUGCACAUGAAAGAUGAUUUAUCCCACUGGAGAAAAUAGGAAGAGGGUGGAACAAGAGCCAUGGAAUAUCCUAAUAGGAAGAAACUAUUUUCUUCUAACUUUGAUUCCAGUAGCCUCUUAAGGAACUGCUAGAUUGACAGCCCUCUGUCCUUGUUGAAAUCACCAAGCUUUGUGCUAAUGCUGAUUUUAUUUUUUAUAAUUUUUUAUUCACUUGAACAAAGAAAAAAAAUGUUUGAGUCCACUUUGUCUCUAAAGAAUGUUGCCAUAGCUUAGUCUAAUCCAGAAAGUCUACUGCAGAUUCCUUUAGUGUCUUCCAGCCAGUAUGUCUCCAUGAAAAUACUAUGUGCAUCAUCAUUUGCCAAUUUGUAUCAGUUUCUGAGCGAGAUGAAGAAAAGUAAUUUUGCUACAGUUAAGGUAAACUGGGGUCUGUAGCAUUUUCAAACAAUCCAGUCCAGCUUUGAAAUGUUAUUCUGUGUACGUGUGUGACUGUGUUAGACCAGUGCAAAGCCAUGAUGUCUUUGGCCAGAUGAUUGUCUAGCAGGAAGCACACCUGUGAGCCUGGCUUUAAAGGAUGCUCCCAUCCAGUGUGUCUGGCAAUAUAAGUGAGUUUGCCACUGUUGUUCAGCGUUCCUUGGUAUAUACAUUUAUAUAUAUAUAUUAAUGAACUCCUGGUGCUAAGAGUUGGAGAUUUCCACAAUGCAGAGCAUGUGAUAAGAGUGUGAGCCACUCCCUGCAUGUAUGAUGAGCCCUCCAAAAGCUUGGGUUUCUCUUCUGUAUCUUCUUUCAGCUUUGACUAUAUCUGUUUGCAGUUGCGGGCUUGACCAUGCUCUUUAUGUAAUUUGUUUUAUAUUCAGCUUUGCAGUCUGGCAGUCAGAACUAUGCACCUUGCUGCCAACACCACCUUUAAAACCCCUUUUGGAAGUAGAGUCUGAAAGAUGGCAGAGUCAGGGACGUUAAUGCAGGCAGAAAGUGCAAACUGGCAAAUGCUUCUAUUUAUGUCUCAGAAUGCCCGGUUGUUUUGGAUGGAAAGAUGACCCAGUGCUAAUGCCAAUAUCUCAAUAUUAACUAUUGCAACCACAAAUCAUAAAACAUUGGUGCCUACACUGUGAACUAUUUCACUCACUGAAGUAGUCUGGCUGGGUGCAUUGGCCAGAUUUUUGGGAUUGGGGUAUGCAGCUUGCUUGGUUUUUCUCUUUUUAUUUCCAUGAGCCAGUGAUUGAGCACUUGAUCAGUCAAUAGUGUUACAGGCUCUUAUCCCAAUCUAAGCCCUUGUGGGAGCUCUGUGGCUCACAUGAAGCUUGUGAGUGGAAAACUUCCAUUAAGCACACCAGAAGAAACUGCAGCAGAUGCGUAUCUGCUUUUUCCAUUGAACAGAUUCAGACAACCCUUGCUGGCAGGUCUAAGGUCCCCCAUAGAUAAGAAAUAGUUGGAUCACGGUUGCUAUAAAGCAAUGUUUCAGAAGGUUGCAGUGAGUUGCAAAUUUGUUACUCAUUUGCAACAGUGUAUACAAAUUAAUUAAGCCUUUCAUUCAUUAUUCUCUCAACCCCCAUUCUUUUGCUUCUUUUCCCAGGUAGAUGAAAACUAGAGUUUCAUUUCUUCUACUUAUAAGAUUUUCCUGCCCCUCCUUUCAUCU